AAAUAAAGUUAACCAAGGUACUUUAAGCAUGUCUUCACCUUCAUGGUUUUGGCUCACUGUUGUUGGAGGUGGAAUCUCAGCUGUAGCACUUUGCAUUCUCAAAAGAUGUUCUCGAACCGCAAUCACGUGUACUAGCUUACGUUUGAUGUCCGGUAAAACUGUCCUUAUCACGGGAGCAAACUGUGGAUUAGGAAAAGCGACAGCCUUAGAACUGGCUAAACGUGACGCUAAAGUGAUUUUGGCAUGUCGAGAUCUGGUGAAAGCAAAACAGGCUAUCGAUGACAUUCGUCAGAGGACAUCGAAAGGGGAAUUACAAAUUGCUAAACUCGAUCUGUCAUCGAUGUCAUCUGUAAAACAGUUCUGUGAGGAUAUAAAUGCAAAUGAGAGGAGGCUGGACGUGUUGAUCAAUAAUGCUGCUGUUAUGGCACAUCCUUUCGCCAUCACUGAAGAUGGUUUUGAAAUAAACAUGGCUGUCAAUCACUUUGGAAACUUUCUAAUGACAAACCUUCUUUUGGAUCUGCUGAAGAAAUCGACUCCAAGUAGAAUUGUCUUUGUAUCAUCUAGUCUUCACAAGUUUGGAAAACUUGACUUGAAAGACUUGAACAGCAAGCAUAACAAUCCAUAUGCUGACAGUAAAUUAGCUAAUAUUUACUUUGCAAGGGAACUUCACUUAAAACUUAAAGGCACUGGAGUGGCUGUCCAUACCCUUUCCCCAGGCAUGGUCAACACAGAACUUGGGAGACAUAGAUUAUCCCAGGUGUUACGAUUCUGUCUACAGCCACUGUUCUGGUUAUUCAUUAAGUCACCCGAGGAAGGAUGUCAAACUAUCGUUCAUUGUGCAGUUUCAGAAAAACUUGACCAUGCUUCAGGGGGUUACUAUGCAAAUUGUGAAGAAAGUAAAUGGAGUGAAAUUUCCAAACAAAGUGUACCAGAACUGUAUGCUAUCAGUGAAAAAUUGACAGGUCUUAGGUGAACCAUUUAAUUAUUCUUUGUUUUCAAGCAAUCGUAGACUAAACAUUUACCAAGUGCUCUACAUACAUCAUUUGUUAUGUUAAAGUAAUGCUGGUGCCAGAUAUAAUGAGAAUUCAGUACAAGUGUAUUUGAGGACUUUUUUUCUGCAUCACAUUGUUUGUGCAUAACAUUUUAUUGACAAUCUAAUUACAAAUGCAGAUAAGAUAUUGUCAAUUCAAAAAUAAACAAUUUUUCCCAUUGUAUUGCUGCUAAUGUGUGUCUGUUUGAUUUUCUGUUUUACAUUUUGGUAGUAUUAAAAUCAAAAUCAUCUUUUUU
Messenger RNA from Pecten maximus, 1287 nucleotides. Its product is annotated as retinol dehydrogenase 14-like. NCBI's taxonomy places the organism in Eukaryota, Metazoa, Mollusca, Bivalvia, Pectinida, Pectinidae. The record is from RefSeq and is a predicted model, not a curated record. The transcript has a single exon. The coding region runs from base 29 to 973 and encodes 314 amino acids.